Molecule: messenger RNA, 5946 nt
Organism: Gallus gallus (chicken)
Lineage: Eukaryota; Metazoa; Chordata; Aves; Galliformes; Phasianidae
Gene: TFAP2B
Product: transcription factor AP-2 beta
Exons: 9
Coding region: 22-1431 (469 amino acids)
Biological process (GO): regulation of cell population proliferation; anatomical structure development; regulation of transcription by RNA polymerase II
Cellular component (GO): nucleus
Molecular function (GO): DNA-binding transcription factor activity, RNA polymerase II-specific; RNA polymerase II transcription regulatory region sequence-specific DNA binding
Source: RefSeq, a predicted model, not a curated record
AGACAUCUGCUCUUCACAUGAAUGCACUCACCUCCUAGAGAACAGCCUGCCAUCAUGCUCUGGAAACUGGUUGAAAAUGUCAAGUACGAAGAUAUCUAUGAGAUGUUAGUCCACACCUAUUCCGCCAUGGACCGGCAUGAUGGAGUGCCCAGCCACAGUUCCAGGCUGUCCCAGCUGGGAUCCGUCUCCCAGGGACCCUACUCCAGCGCUCCUCCGCUCUCUCACACCCCGUCCUCGGAUUUCCAGCCGCCUUAUUUCCCACCCCCCUACCAGCCUCUUCCUUACCACCAAAGCCAGGACCCUUACUCCCAUGUCAAUGACCCCUACUCCCUAAACCCCUUGCAUCAACCCCAGCAGCACCCCUGGGGACAGAGGCAGAGGCAAGAGGUGGGAUCAGACACCGGGUCACUGCUGCCACAGCCUCGGGCCGCCCUGCCCCAGCUCUCGGGACUGGACCCCAGGCGGGACUACCACUCGGUACGGCGGCCAGAUGUCCUGCUGCACUCAGCUCACCAUGGCCUUGACUCCGGCAUGGGGGACAGCCUUUCCCUGCACGGCAUCGGGCACCCGGGAAUGGAGGAGGUCCAGUCAGUUGAAGAUGCCAAUAACAGCGGUAUGAACUUAUUGGACCAGUCUGUCAUUAAAAAAGUUCCUGUCCCUCCAAAAUCCGUUACUUCUUUGAUGAUGAAUAAAGAUGGCUUCCUGGGUGGAAUUUCCGUCAACACCGGAGAGGUGUUCUGCUCUGUCCCCGGCCGUUUGUCUUUGCUUAGUUCAACUUCCAAGUACAAAGUAACAGUGGGAGAAGUUCAAAGGCGCCUUUCUCCCCCCGAGUGUCUGAACGCAUCCCUGCUAGGAGGAGUGCUGAGAAGAGCCAAAUCGAAAAACGGGGGGAGAUCUUUGCGAGAAAGGCUAGAAAAAAUCGGUUUGAAUUUACCAGCCGGCAGGCGUAAGGCUGCAAAUGUCACUUUACUCACCUCCCUGGUGGAAGGUGAGGCCGUUCAUUUAGCCCGGGAUUUUGGGUACAUCUGCGAAACGGAGUUCCCAGCCAAGGCUGUUUCUGAAUACCUGAACAGACAGCACACAGACCCCAGCGACCUCCACUCCAGGAAAAACAUGCUGCUUGCUACAAAGCAACUUUGUAAAGAAUUUACAGAUCUCUUGGCCCAGGACAGGACACCCAUUGGAAACAGCCGGCCCACCCCUAUUUUGGAACCAGGCAUUCAGAGCUGCUUGACUCACUUCAGCCUCAUCACUCACGGCUUUGGGGCUCCCGCUAUCUGCGCCGCCCUCACGGCCCUCCAAAACUACCUGACUGAAGCUCUCAAAGGCAUGGACAAGAUGUUCUUGAACAACAACACUGCUAACAGGCACACAUCUGGCGAAGGACCAGCUUUGCCCGCUUGGCUUAUGAGCUUCUUCAAAGAGGACUAGAGAUCCCUACACAGUAUAUCAGGUACAGAGAAAAAAAAUCCACAAUUCUGAUAUUCUGAUACUUUUUUUUUUCUUUUUUCAAAUCAAAGCCAGUUGUUUCCGAAUUCCGUAGGUGCACUUCUUUAAAGAAGCUCAAAGGGAAUAAUUGGAAGGAGAUAAAACUAUGAGUUGAAAUCGAGGUGUGAUACUGCAAAGGAAAUAAGAGCUGUGUUGAAUGUUACCGCGCUUUCUUGGCACUGGGGCUUUGUACCAGGGAGGAAAGGGCUGCCAUGUGAGCUGGCUCCUCGUGAUGGGAGCGGGGAGGGUUUGCCAGGGAAUAUCCUGGUUUCUCAUCUCAGUCUGAUGAAAUCUGCUUCUCUUAGAAAGCUUUUCAGAACUGUCUUGUGACUUUCGCUUUAGAAUGAGUCGAUGCGGUAGGGGCAAAUCUGCUGAACUCCAAUGUUUUUCUUGGUGGUUUGGUGCGUGACAGGAUGUCUUAUGCAUAUGAUUUGGGAGGGGUGGGGGUAGUCUGAUUUCUUCUUUUUCUUUUUCUUUUUUAUAGCAUAUCUUUUUUCUGUCUUAUAUGGUAAAAGAAAUAAUGCUGAAGUGUAAAGAUGUGAACUGCUGUUUGGAUUUUGCCCUAUUGUAAUUGCAUGUAUUUUUCAGUGGGGCAGGAUUCAUGCACUAAUGCAUCUUUUUGCUUAUGUCAGAACAGUUUCUGGGUAUCUGUGGGGUAAAGCCUGGCUGUCCUGGAGUUGAUGGCAAAAAUUCAUUGGGGCCAGGGCCUCCCCUAGCAUCUCUCUUAGAUUUGCAGUGCCCAGUGCCAUCAAAUUGAGCAGGCACAACUGAUUCCCAAAGAGUGGGCAAGAGAAGCCAUCAUCUUGGUUUAAGUUCUAAGUAUCUUCCAAAGUGGACAGUGGAGAGAAAUAAUUUAGCAGUACUCUACUCCUUGACCUCCAACAAAAUGUUCUUAAGGCAAAGCAGAUGAAACUCUUGAUUUGUACCCAUAAUGCCCUAGCUAUCUUAGAUAAUACAGCAAAAGGAAGUAUCAGCUUUCAUCCCCCAUGAGUUGGACAUAUGGCAACAGAACCCCGGGGGUUUUCCUGCCUUGCUCAGACCCGGGGAGCACCCAGCCCUCAUGAAAGGCUCCUCAUCCUUGGUUCCUGUGGGGCAGAGUGCUGUGGGCAUUCUCAUGUGAGGAGAGUGGGAAACUGAGGCAGGUGGGUUGCUGGGAUGAGCUGGGAAUGGCCUUCAGCCAUGGCAGCAAGCAAUGGGUUUGGCAGUUGGCAGAUCCCUGCAGAUGUCCCCGGAGGAGAUGUAGAUGCUCAGGCAACAUAGAUCCCACGGAACCCCUACUGUGAUGCUAGGGACCCCUGGACUGAAGAGCAGCCCUGGCCUUCUCUUUGCCCAUCACUGCCCUCCAUCCCCGUGGAGAGCAACAAACUGGGUUCCAGCACAGGACAUGCUCUAGCAGCAGGAUGCAUGAGAGGAUUGGGGAUGUGCAUGGAUGUCUAUGGAGAAGAAUGAAUGACACAACCUGAAAGCAAAUCUGCCCAUUGAGACAUUUUUUGAAACCCAGCUCAGUGUUAAACACCAUUUUGUCUUUGUGAGGAACACAUGGGUCCAAAUUCUCCAACAUCCCCAACUUGGGGGGGGAUGCAACACAGCAGGGAGACCACAGGUUAGAGCUGAGCCUUCCAUCUCUCCAGCUGCAGGGGCAGAGAGACAUGGGGACCCACUCCUCGUCACCCAGGAGCUUCCAGCUGGAGGUGUGGGGGGACACUGGGGUGCUCCUUGGUGUUGGAGGGGUUGCUGGGGAUGCUCCUUCCUUUUAAAUGUGAAAGGGCAUCACACCACCACUGUGACCUAACGGGGAGAGGGAGCUGCUUGCAUCUUCUCAGGGAAAGAUCUACACACACGUGUGAGGGCCUGAUCCUGCUGCUGCUGACAUCUUCCCUAGGUGAAGGUUUGGUCUCCUGGAGCAGGACCUAAAGCCUGGGAAAGUCAAAGGGAGAGUUUCAGUCGACUCCUGGCAACUUUGGAUCUGCCCUUUGUGCCUCCUACCUGGAAGAGACAGACUGCAGAGGCCAGGCUGUUCUUUGCUCAAGCCAACAUAAAAUCCCCACCGCUUUCAGAGGGACUGUCCUGUUCUUUUCUUCUUCUUCUUCUUCUUCUUCUUUUUUUUUUUUUUUUUCUUUUCCCUGUGCUUCCUAAAGUCCAGAGGAAAAACAAAGAAACAAAUCACGAGGUUUCUGAUUCAAAAGCAAGCAGGGAGAAGUUAGGAUGUAGGAGCGUACCCAUCCAUCUCUGUUGAGAGGACACGUCCAUCUCCUCCCCAGAGGACACAUCCAUGCUCGAUAGCUAUGGGUACUGAGGAUGGAGGUCCCCCCAGAGCUGAUUUCAGCUUCCCACUGAAAACCCUUUCCCUGUUGCCCUGCUCUUUCCCAGCCCAACCACUCAUGCUUGUUGGCGGGGUGUCUCGGACGUUCAUCUGAUAAUUGAGUUAUUAAAAGAUUCCUUUUUUCUUGGGAUAGUAAAUCAACAAACAGGAGGAUUAACUCAGCAGCUUUGCUUUGUAACUCAAGGGAAAAGUUUGAGGAGAGACUGUGAAAAGUUUGUUUUCAAACCAAACAGGUGGGUCGCUGUAAGUUUAAUUUCAUUCUUAGCCUCGUUUUUCCUUUUCUUCUUUAAUUACAAUUCUGUUUGCUGUUAGAAAGAGCUCAGUUUUCAUCCUCUCCUCGACUUUUUUUCUUUUCUUUUUUUUCCUUCCUUUUUCUGGUUGCUAUUCACACGAGGUGUGAAGGAAACAAGAAGCCAAUGUUAUGGGAAACCUUUCACAACGUGGCUGUUUCUCUGAAACCAAGUGGUUGCAUCUUGUCCCACCCAAUGGAAGUUCUCUGUGAGAAGCUGCUCUGAGUCCCUUCACAUCCCGGUCCCAAACUCUCCCCAUAGCCCCGAGUUUCCAUGUGGGCUGGGUGGGGGGGAGAAGGAUGGUGUUAAAGACAUUUCACUGCCCCCCAGGGCUCACUCAGCUCCCCCUCUCAUAUCUUUGCCGUUGGUGUAAUGCAGAUCCAUUCGGUUCGGGUUGAAUACAGAGAUUUCGGUGCUGGGUUCAGCAGCCCUAAGCAUUGCCAGAUAGAUCUGGGCAAAAGCCCCUUCCACUCUGGCUUCCCUGUGCAAAAGACCGUAGGCUUUUUACAAAUAGUCUAUUUUCUUACACAAAGAUGAAAAGUAAUAAAUAAUAAGAGAAAAUACCCCUGAGCGCACUGGCAAACGCCGGAACAUUUCGAGAGUGACGAAACAUUGUGUGCCAGCAAGAAAUAAAGGGAAAGAAAACCAAACCAAUGCAAAGCGGUGGAGGAAAUAGAAAGAUGAAAGAGGAUAGAAAUACGCUCUCCUUUCUGUGCCCCAAACGAUCCCUUUCACCUCCUCUUCUUGAAAAAAAUCUGACCACGAAGUGAGAAAUAUGGGUUUAUCGACUCUUCCUGAGAAGAAAUGCGGAGAGGCAUUCGGUGUUGAGUUUGUAUAUAUUUAUUUAUGCUUAAUUUAACGGGAAUGUGUAAAUAUGGCGAGCAAGUAGUUUUUGGGUUAUUUAUCUGUGAAUCUAUACCUCUGUGAACGGGUGGGGGAAUCUAAAAGAAAAAAAAAAAAGGAAAAAAAAAGAGAAAAAAAGAAAACACACAGAAAAAAAAAAAAAAAAACGCUUGACUAGAUAGUAUCCUAUCGGAAUCUCUUCUGUUCUUUAUAGACAAGCUGUUAUGGUAAUGGGUAGAAAUUGGUUUCUUGUCCCGUGAUGACCUGAUUUACAUAAAUAAUAAGAAUAAAAACAAAGAGAUUGUUGUGUUCUGUUGUAUUUUCCUCUUCAGUUUUUUUUUAUUUUACAACUUUUUUAUUUGAUUUAAUUUGAUUUAAUUAUUAUUAUUAUUAUUAUUUUUCGAACGUUGGUGCUGCUUCGAUUCUGCAGACGGAUUCACUUCUAACGCCACGAAGUCUUUAUUUUCCCAAUGGAGGCUUUGGGAAAAUACAGGACGUGUCUCUACAAUAAAAAAAAAAAGGAAAAAAAAAAAAAGAAAAAAAAAGACAAUAAAUACUGCUUCUCAGAAAUGUUGGUAUUUUAUUUCUGUCUGACUCGGAAGUGUCCGUAUUUUUACCACUCUUACCUCUUCAUUCUAAGCAGACCUGUAAUAAACCUCACGUCAUGUUAACGUGAUCUUUCAUUUCAAUUUGCCUUUACUGGCUGAGUUAGCAGUAAAUGUUUCUAUUUGCAGAGCGUUAGCCAUUGAAUCAAAGUGUUAUGUACCAUUAUAAACUUUUUUUUUUUUUUAAUAUUAUUAUUUUCUUUUCCCUGCGGUCCCCAUUGCUGUAUUACAGUUACUGUACGUUUCACUGAUGUCUAUGUGGAUGUGUGUAUAUAUGUAGAUAUAUACUCUUCUAUACAGAACGGGAGUGAUGUUCGCGGCGUUAUUUUCUACUUCUAGGACUACAGUCGCAACACCAAUCACUACCAAAAGGAAAUAUUAAAAACCACCCCCCGAC